GGGCGAAACUAGCGGCUGCAAAGAUCCCGGAGCUGGAGAGGCCGUCAUGCUGCGAGGCGACAGUGGCCGUCGGCUGGUAGCUGAGCUUCAGGGCGCACUGGACGCCUGUGCAGAGCGACAGCGACAGCUUGAACGAAGCCUACGCGUUUCCCGGAGGCUGCUGCAGGCCUGGGAACCAGCUGGGACUUCAGCUCUGGAGCCACCUCCUGGGUCAGGAACGAAGGAAGAGGACCCUUCUCCAGCAUGCACACCAAGCCCCCAAGACUUCAAGGAGCUGGAGCUUCUGACCCAGGCACUGGAGAAAGCUGUACAGGUGCGGAAAGGUGUCUCUAAGACUGGGAAAAAAACCAGAAUGUCCAGCCUGCAAUCUGGGACUGUUGCUGCGUCUCCAGGCACCACUGCCUCUGCUCUGCCCCAGGCCUCAAGUCAGGCUGGCCACUGUUCUUCAAGGACAAGACCCACCAAGGGCAUUCAUCAGACUGUGGUGCCUGCCAAGGACCACCCAGAGCACAGGCUUCUGUCGGUGAGAGACAGGCCUCAUGCCGUGCACAUACGAGCUCGAGGGACCAGGCUUGAACCAAGCCACGGGGAACAAAUGACCCCAUCAGCUUCUCCUCAUGCAGCAGAAACCUUCACACUCAAGGAGAAGGGGACUCUGCUGCAACUGCCCUUGGCUUUCAGGAAGGCGGCUUCCCGGAAUUCCUGCCUGUGGACCCAGCUCAACUCCACACAAACCAGUGACGCCACAGAUGCCACCAGUGCUGCCAAAACCCGAUUCCUCCAGAAAAUGCAGAUGGCUUCAAGCACAUCCAGCUCCAGGUUCAGUGCCGUGGAGGUAGAGAUGGAGGUCCAGUGCCUGCAGAAAGCCUGUGCACUGCUGAGACUACGAAUGGAAGAAGAGCUCUCAGCAGCCUGCCUUCCCUGUUGUGUAGCCCCUGUAGACUGGAUGCAGGAGUACCGAUGCCUGCUCACUCUGGAAGGGCUGCAGGCCAUGGUUGAGCAGUGUCUCCAUAAGCUUCAGGAACUGCGUGCAGCUCAGACAGAACAGUUGCCAGGACCUUGUCUCAUAGGGAGGCCUCUUCGGGCCUCAUUGCCCUGUGGCAGUCGAGUGUGCACUUCCUGGGGUCCCCAGCUCCUUCUCUACUCCAGCACCCAAGAGCUGCAGACCUUGGCGACCCUCAGGCUGCGGGUGGCCAUGCUGGAGCAGCAGGUCCACCUGGAAAAGGUCCUGAUGGCUGAACUCCUCCCCAUGGUGAGCACCCAGGAGCCACGGGGUCCAGCCUGGCUGGCGCUGUGCCGGGCUGCCCACAGCCUGCUCUGCGAGGGAGGUGAACGCUUCCUUACAAUCCUGCAAGAAGACCCUGCUGACUGAGCCUGCAACCCAGGCCUUGGCACCUGGGGCAAGAAAGCCUUUCAGAAGAGUCCCC
Molecule: messenger RNA, 1427 nt
Organism: Fukomys damarensis (Damara mole-rat)
Lineage: Eukaryota; Metazoa; Chordata; Mammalia; Rodentia; Bathyergidae
Gene: Tedc2
Product: tubulin epsilon and delta complex 2
Exons: 10
Coding region: 47-1372 (441 amino acids)
Source: RefSeq, a predicted model, not a curated record